AUGGGAAAUUGUGCUACUUGUGAUGAUCCAUCAAUUUAUGAGAAUGUAAAACCGGUUAAAAAUAAAAUAAAUUUAGAAAACUAAGAGAAUAUUUAAUAACUCACUCCUAAGAGUAAAUUAUCUUAGAGUAUAGUUAAAUCAGAAAAUCCUAGUUUGAUUGUUUAAUAACAUAUUAGGUAAAAUAAUAGUUAAUUAUUUAUAGAUAAGAUCUAAAGAUAUUAGAAUCAAUGCCAGAUUUUACUAAUUAAAAUACAAAAGCCUUACUAGAAAGAUUAUAAUAAUUUAAUUACGAUCAAAAUGAACUAUUUGAAUUUAAAUAACUUCCUUUUUAUGGACCAGUCGAAAUGGAACCUAAUGUAUUUUAUUAUGGCCAAUGGAAAAAUGGACUCAGACAUGGAAGAGGUAAGUAAGUUUGGGUUGAUGGUUCUAUAUAUGAAGGAUAUUGGUUUUAAGAUAAAGCUUGUGGAAAUGGAAGAUUGAUUCAUGCAGAUGGAGAUCUUUAUGAAGGAAAAUGGUUAAAUGAUAAAGCUCAUGGUUAUGGAAUUUAUCAUCAUAAGGAUGGAGCAUUUUAUAAAGGAGAAUGGUAUGAAGAUUAAUAACAUGGAUAUGGUCUAGAAAAAUGGUCUGAUGGUUCUAUGUUUGAAGGAACAUAUAAUAAUGGUAUGAAAGAUGGUAAUGGUAAAUUUAAUUGGCCAGAUGGUAGUUGUUAUAUUGGAGAAUUUAUAAAUAAUAAUAUCCAUGGAAAGGGACACUAUUCUUGGGCUGAUGGAAGAGUGUAUGAGGGUGAUUGGAAAGAAAAUUAGAUGGAAGGAAAAGGGGUAUUCACUUGGUCUGAUGGAAGGUACUAAUACAUAUUAAUAACAUAGAAAAUAUAUAGGAGAAUAUGUUGAUGAUAAGAAAGAUGGAUAUGGAGAAUUUUAUUGGCCUGAUGGAAGAGUCUAUAAAGGUCAAUGGAAGGAUGGUAAAUAACAUGGAAAGGGAAAAUAUAAAGGAAUAAAUAAUGUCUUGAGGGAAGGAGAAUGGAUAGAAGGAAAAUUAUAAAAAUGGAUAUAAUGAA
Messenger RNA from Paramecium pentaurelia, 1057 nucleotides. The record is from the annotation of a GenBank genome assembly. Lineage: Eukaryota; Ciliophora; Oligohymenophorea; Peniculida; Parameciidae.